Molecule: messenger RNA, 2107 nt
Organism: Chenopodium quinoa (quinoa)
Lineage: Eukaryota; Viridiplantae; Streptophyta; Magnoliopsida; Caryophyllales; Amaranthaceae
Product: cytochrome P450 71A1-like
Exons: 2
Coding region: 396-1934 (512 amino acids)
Molecular function (GO): heme binding; oxidoreductase activity, acting on paired donors, with incorporation or reduction of molecular oxygen; monooxygenase activity
Source: RefSeq, a predicted model, not a curated record
ACUUCUUUUUAUUUUUUUGAUGGGAUACUUCUUUUUAAUAAUUUAUAUUAUUAUUAAUAUAUUUUAGUAAUGCAAUCGCUACUUUUUCCAAACACGCAUACUAUUAUCCGUUACUUUGAUAGCUAACAUCUACCCACUACUGAUUGACAGCUAGUCGCUACCUUAACAGUUACCCGUUACUCAACCGCUAAAAGGUACCCACUACGGAGCUUUACUAAACUGGACCUUAAUGCAUUAUUUAAGUUAUUCUUGCUUCAUUUACUAUAAAUAAGUAAAUAACCGUAUUGAUUUUCACUUCAAAACCAUCAACCCUAAGAGAAUUAAAAAAAAAAAAAAAAAAAAAAAAGACCAUUCAUAGCUAUACCUCCAUUAAUCCAUAAACUAACCACUCAACAAUGGAGGCACCAACUUGGGCAACGUAUUUUCUCGCAUCGCUAGCGGCAAUAGCCAUAGUACUCCUUACUAAUCACCUUUGCCGUCGUAAACUUAACCUACCACCCGGCCCUAAACCAUGGCCUAUCAUUGGGAACUUCAAUCUCAUUGGGUCACUUCCCCAUCGUUCUAUCGACAAACUCUCUAAGAAAUAUGGGCAUGUAAUGAUGCUCAAAUUUGGGUCAGUCCCAGUGUUAGUAGGCUCAUCCGUAGAAAUGGCAAAGAUUAUCCUAAAAACGAAUGAUGAAAUCUUUGCCGGAAGGCCUAGAAUUGCUUCCGGAAAGUAUACAACAUAUAACUAUUAUGAUAUAACAUGGUCUCAAUAUGGUCCAUAUUGGCGUCUAGCUAGAAAAAUUUGCUUGAUGAAACUUUUUAGCUCCAAGAGGCUCGAAUCAUACGAGUACAUACGCAUAGAAGAACUUAAUUCCUUCUUAAGAUGUAUAUUUAACACUAAUGAAGAAUCCAUUUUGUUGAAAGAUUACCUCUUUACUUUGAACUUAAACGUGAUUAGUAGAAUGGUGUUAGGAAAAAAAUACACGGGAAAAAAUGAAGAAGAAAAAUUGAUUGUAACACUAAAGGAAUUUAAGUCAAUGGUUGAUGAAUGGUUCUUUUUAAAUGGGGUAUUGAAUCUUGGAGAUUGGAUCCCUUGUUUAAAGUAUAUGGAUGUUCAAGGUUAUGAGAAGAGGAUGAAGAUUUUAGGUAAGAAAUUUGAUAGGUUUUUGGAGCAUGUAUUGGAUGAACAUAAUGCUAGAAGGGAAAUUGAGAAGGAAAAUUGGGUCCCAAAAGAUAUGGUGGAUGUAUUAUUACAACUUGCUGAUGAUCCUAAUAAUGAAGUUAAGCUUGAAAGAAUUGGAGUCAAGGCAUUCACUCAGGAAUUACUUGCUGGAGGUACAGAGAGUUCAACAACAACAAUUGAGUGGGCAAUGUCUGAACUCAUAAGAAGGACGGACAUCAUAGCUAAGGCUAGAGAGGAGAUGGACCAAGUGAUAGGAAGGGAAAGAUGGGUCCUAGAGAAAGAUAUACAAAACUUGUCUUAUGUUUGCGCAAUAGUAAAGGAAACAAUGAGAUUGCACCCAGUAGCACCUUUGCUCGCGCCUCACCUAGCAAGGGAGCAAGUUAAUAUUAAAGGUUAUGAUAUCCAUAAGGGUUCCGUUGUGUUUGUAAAUACUUUCACCAUACAAAGAGACCCUAAGGUGUAUGAAAGGCCAGAUGAAUUUUGGCCUGAAAGAUUUAUUGGGAAAAAUAUAGAUGUCAAAGGUCACAAUUUUGAGUUGUUGCCUUUUGGAUCGGGGAGAAGGAUGUGCCCAGGGUAUAAUCUUGGCCUUAAAGUUAUUGAGACAAGUUUGGCUAAUCUUCUUCAUGGUUUUGCAUGGAAAUUGCCUAAUAACAUGAAGCCUCAAGAUUUGGAUAUGGAUGAGGUUUAUGGUCUCUCAAAUCCUAAAAAGAUUCCUCUUAGUGUUUGUGCUGAGCCUCGACUUUGUCGCCAUAUUUACCAUACUUGAAAAUUUAAAUUUUUAAUAUUGAACCUUAAUUACCUCAAGUUAGGUUUGAGGUAGGUCGUAGCCUGAUAGUUAAGGCCUUUUGAUUCGUGUUCUUGUUUAAAUUAAAUCAAAGUGUGUAAGUUAUGGUAAUGGUAAAUGUUAAAGUUAUAUGUGAGUAUAUUUUGUUAUCAUAA